Messenger RNA from Exophiala oligosperma, 1604 nucleotides. RefSeq lists its product as uncharacterized. Gene Ontology annotation, biological process: secondary metabolic process. The transcript has a single exon. The record is from RefSeq and is a predicted model, not a curated record. Lineage: Eukaryota; Fungi; Ascomycota; Eurotiomycetes; Chaetothyriales; Herpotrichiellaceae. Bases 432 to 1457 code for a protein of 341 amino acids.
AUCAGGUCCAAAAGUCUACUGAUGGCCAGAGUACUCUUGUCUGGUACCAACUGUGAUAACAGGUGUUCUGUACCAUAGUCAAAGUGUCGUCGGGGUUAAUCCACGCUAUUUCACCGACUCCAGAACUCAUGAGUGAUAUUGGUAAGCUUGGGGGCCUUUGUAUAGGCCGAUUGUACUUGAUCAAACAACAGAUCCCAAUACGGAAUAUGAGCACAUAGCUGUUAAGGCCGAUUGAAAUAACAGAUUCUUGGAUAUAUCUAUAUCUAUAUAUACUACCUUGAUCGCUGACCCUCACGGCUUUGACUCACAAACACACAGAAGACCCAGAAGACAACAGACAGCAGAACAGAUACUCCUCACGAGAUUCUAAAAGCAACCUCGAAACAUCUACCAAACCAAAAACAAGACCAGGACCUCAUUCGACUCCAAACAUGGUUUCCACGUCCGACAUUCUACUGAACAACGAGUCCCUCUCGUCUUCCGGGUCCGGGCUCGUCGCUGCUCUGGUCGGGGCCACGUCAGGGAUAGGGCUUUCGACGCUCCAGGCGAUCCUCAAACACACGACCUCCCCCACCGUGUACGUCGUCGGGCGCGGCGCCGCCCGGUUGGACCGACUCAUCGCGGAGGUCCAACCUCUGAACCGGGGCGCGACCCUCCACGCCGUCGUCGCCGGUGACCUCACGUCGGUCCGCGGCGCCCAACGGGCCGCCGAGGAGGUCGCCUCUCGAGCCACCCACCUCGACCUCUUGAUCGAGUCCCAGGGCUUCUUCUCGUUCCGGUCGACGCCCGAUUACACCCCCGGGGAAGGACUGGACCGGGUCACGGCGGUGAGGUACCACUCCCGCAUGAGGAUCCUCGUCACCCUCCUCCCGCUGCUCCGGCGUUCGCGGUCCCCUCGAGUCGUCAGCGUCCUGGGGGCCGGCACCGAGGGUCCCCUGGACCUGUCGGAUCUGGGCAUGACCCGGCCGGAGACUUACGGCAUGGCGUACGCCAUGGGGGCUUCGGCCUCGCUCACCACGCUCUUCCUCGAGGAACUCUCCCGACGACCCGGCAACGAGGAGAUUGUUUUUAUUCACCUCUACCCCGGCCUCGUCUCGGGGACGAACCUGCGCGUGCCCCCGUCCACCAACUUCCUGGUCCGUUGGCUCUGGGACUACGUGGCCAAAACCGUCGUCUGGGUCGUCGGUCGUGGUUCCCAAGAGGUCGGCGAACGGGUCCUCUUCGCCGCGACGAACGGUCGCUUCAGACGACUCCCUCCCGACACCGCCGCCCCGGGCACCUUGGUCCAACAGGGCAGCGACGGCGUCCAAGGCAGCGGAGCCUACAUGGUCAAGGACGACACGAGUGUCGUCGAGAACGGGGGAAACGCCCAACUGAAAAAAUUGAGGGAGCAAGGUGCGGGUUCAAAAGUUUAUGAGUACACAAUGUCGGAAUUUGAGAGGAUCGAAAAGUUAUGAUCAUUUUUUUUGUACCUUUCUUGAAGUGCAAUCCUGAAUGCCCAAAAAAAGGGCGUGCGGCUUUUUGUCUUAUCUAGCAUAUAUACAUAGAAUAUCAAAACCAGCCAUGUACUAAUAUAGCAUAAUAACCAUUUCAUGUUGAUGAAA